UAAAUUUCAUGAAUGUUAAAUUCAAAUUAAAAUUCGAACAUGGCCGAAACGAAAAUUCGAAUUCAAAUUCCCGGCAUUAAUUGUAUGAGUUGUGUAAAUCAUAUCAAAGAACAUUUACGACAAAAUUAUCCUAAUCAAAUUCAAUAUGAUGAUCCCACUAGUAUCGAAGUUGAUCUAAAUGCCAAAAUAUUAACAUUUAGAAUUAUGGAUUCAAAAUUUACGGCAUCACAGCUACAAAAAUCCAUCACAUCGAUUGAUGAACAAAAAUUUGUUUGUUCAAUUCUUUCUAGCGAUGAUGAUGAAGAUACGAUCUCGAAAACAACACCUCCACUGGUUAGUAGUCAAGAAUCAUGCCAAACCGAUUUGUCAACUGUGCCAUUAUUGAAUCGUCAACAAUCGAAUCAAAGUUCAGUAGCCAUAAACAUGAACAAAUCAAUGAUUUCGCAAAGAAAAUGUUUUGUUUCCAUACAGGGUAUGUCCUGUUCAAGUUGUGUGGAUAAAAUUGAAAGUAAAUUGAAGAAAACACCGGGAAUUAUUUCCUGCCAAAUUGGAUUGAUAACAGCUCGUGCUGAGAUUGAUUUUGAACCAACGGUGAUAAGUAGUGAGAAAAUUAUCGACAUAUUAGACGAUAUGGGCUAUGAUGUGUCAUUAAUCUCUGUGAUCGAUUCUAAUCAACAAUCGGAGCUUCGUUUAGAUGUGAUGGGUGUAACAUCCGAAAAGGAAGCAAAAACCAUACAAACAUCUAUCAAAGAAUUGAUCGGUGUUUCAAUGGCCACGGUUAAUCGUGAAACAGGCCGAACAUCAAUCGUAUAUUAUCCAAAUGUAAUUGGUCCACGAAAAAUUGCUGAUCAAAUCAUUGGACUUGGAUUCACCGUACAUACAAUCAAUUCAUUUGAUCCGGAAAAAUUUACUGAAACAUUGAAAAAAGAAGUGGCUAAAUGGCGACAAUCAUUUUUGAUUUCAUUAAUAUUCGGCAUACCGACUAUUAUUGCUAUGAUUUAUUUUAUGUACAUUUCACCUUUGAUUGAAAAUCAAGAUGACAUGAUUGUUCAUCAACGUUGUUGUGUAAUACCUGGAUUGAGCCUUGAAAAUCUAAUCCUGUUUUGUUUGUCAACACCAGUACAGAUUUUUGGUGCCCGUUAUUUUUAUAUCCAGGCAUUCAAAUCAUUACGAAAUGGCCAUCUAAGCAUGGAUGUAUUGAUCACGUUGGCUACGACAAUCGCCUAUCUAUAUUCGGUCGGUGUUGUCGUUUAUUUUAUAAUCACAGAUCAACGACAAAGUCCAAUGACAUUUUUCGAUACACCACCAAUGUUACUUGUGUUCAUAUCGUUAGGACGAUGGUUAGAACAUAUGAAUCGUCUUCAAACAACUGAAUAUAUUGUCAAUUUAAUGUCAUUGCGGCCAGUGAAAGCAACAUUAUUGGAAUUGGAUCGAAAUGAACAAAAACCGAUAAUGGAUGGCUUAAAAAUGGGAGAUGAAUUGCUUGUCGUGAAAAAUGAAAGAAUAAUCGAUAUUGAUCUGGUGGAAAAAGGUGAUUAUCUUCGCGUACGGCCUGGUGAACGUAUACCAACCGAUGGACGUAUGAUUGGUGGUGAAGCUAUGCUUGAUGAAUCAUUCAUUAAUGGUGAAUCAAUGCCUGUAGCGAAAAAAUCCGGCUCAAUUUUACUUGGCGGAUCAAUCGUAUCAAAUGGAACGGUUGUGAUGGUCGCCACAAAUGUUGGUGCCGAUUCACAGCUAUGUCAGAUUGUUAAAAUGGUUGAAAAUGCACAAACGACAAAAGCACCGAUUCAACAACUAGCUGAUCGAAUAUCAUCAUAUUUCAUACCGUUUGUCAUCAUAACGUCAUUGAUUGUUUUUUUUAUAUGGCUUUGGAUCGGACCAAAAUUAUAUCAACUAAUUUAUUCAUUGAAUCCGAAUUUUUAUGCACAAAUGACUGCCACUGAAGUUGUCAUACAAUUUGCUUUUCAAAUUGGCUUGAGUGUUUUAAUUAUAUCUUGUCCAUGUGCUUUGGGUAUUGCAACACCAAGUGCCGUUAUUAUUGGCACUGGAAUUGGUGCAAUCAAUGGCAUUCAUAUCAAAGGAGCUGAACCAUUGGAACGAGCACAACGAUUGGAUACGAUAAUAUUCGAUAAAACUGGAACAUUAACUUAUGGAAAACCAUCUGUUACGAAUCUAAAAUUAACAUACAGAUUUACGAAACAAUCUUUUGAUUCAUUUGCAAGAAAAUUAAUCAUUAUGAUAGGCAUGGCUGAAGCUAAUAGUGAUCAUCCGAUCGCUGUAUCGGUGGCUAAUUUUGCCCGUUCUGUACUUCGAAUGGAUACCGAUGCCAGUUUUGGUCAAUUGAAUAGUAAAUUCAAAUUAGAAGCCGGUCUUGGCAUUCGUUGUCAAAUUGAACGUAAUCAUUUAAAAUCAUUCGAAUCAUCAUUAAUCAAUUCAUCGAAUAAUAGUGAAAUUUCUAGUCCUAAAUGGUUGGCUGAAAAUUUCAUUUCCUAUGCAUCGUAUAUUGAUCCAGCUAAUAAAACGGAUCAAAAAUUUUUAUUGGAUGAAAAUUUUUAUAAUGUUCAAUCAUAUAAAAUCAUCAUCGGUAAUAUGCGUUGGAUGAAAAAGAACAAUAUUCCUGUGGAAUCAGAAUUUCAAAAUGAAAAUGAUCGACUUGAACAUCAAGGCGAAACUGUUUUUAAUGUUGCAAUAAAUGGUAAAAUUCUUUGUCUAAUAUCAGUGGCUGAUACUGUCAAACCGGAAGCUUUAUUGGCCAUUUAUACAUUGAAAAAUCGUUUCAAACUAGACGUAAUGCUAUUGACUGGUGAUAAUGUUCGUUCAGCAUUAGCCAUUGGACGUAAAGUUGGUAUCAAUCAUAUCUAUGCAGAAUUAUUACCACAACAUAAAAUGGAUAAAAUUAAGCAUCUACAAUCACAAGGAUUAAAAGUAGCAAUGGUUGGUGAUGGUAUUAACGAUGCACCGGCAUUAGCACAAGCCGAUUUAGGUAUUGCCAUUGCUAAAGGUACAGAUAUUACAAUGGAAUCGGCUGAUGUUGUCCUUACAAAGGAUGAUCUAUUAGACAUUGUUUCGUGUAUUGAUUUAUCAACAAAAACUAUGCGACGGAUUCGUAUCAAUUUUCUUCUUGCAUUCAUCUAUAAUGUGGUAUUCAUUCCGAUUGCUGCUGGUAUAUUCAUUAAAUUUGGCAUGAUUCUACAACCAUGGAUGAGUGGUGCUUGUAUGGCAUUCAGUUCAAUAUCUGUAAGCUGUUCAUCAUUAUUAUUGCGACGUUAUCGUAAACCAACUAGACGACAAAUUGAAACAGAUGAUUAUCAUCGUUAUAAAUCGCGUGUAAAAUUACAGAAUCAUGGUGUUACAUUUCCAACAAUAUCAUCAUCAUCACCAUCAUCAGCAUCGAUAAUGGAUCUAGAUAAAUUAUCCAUUCAUAAUGCACAUAAUCUUAUAGAUAAUGGUGUAACUAAAGUGGAUCAUCUUUAUCGACCAAAAUCAAUGGUUAAAAUCAUGUCAUUAUCACGACAGACAAGUAAUGAAUCAGCUACAUCAAGUGAUAGUUCUUCAAAUGAUAAUUAUGAAAAUGUACGUCUUAUCAAGAUGAAUAAAGAUGAUUCAAACAGCAAUAAUAAUGUUCAGAUAAUGCAAUCAUCAGCAACAAAUCGACCUACAAAUGCAGCUACGGAUAUGAAUGAUCCAGAUUCAAUGGUUUAAAUUAUCAUUAUGGAAAUCAAUUUACACUUUUUUUAUAUAUAUAUAUGUAACCACAUUGUUUUUUAGAUUAAAUUUAAUAUUUUGUAUGUUUGAUGAUUCGAAAAAUAGCAUUUUACUCAUUACCUUGAAUUUUUGAUUAUAACCAAGAAAUAAAAAUUUAAAAUUAGA
Molecule: messenger RNA, 3870 nt
Organism: Dermatophagoides farinae (American house dust mite)
Lineage: Eukaryota; Metazoa; Arthropoda; Arachnida; Sarcoptiformes; Pyroglyphidae
Product: copper-transporting ATPase 1-like
Biological process (GO): copper ion export; intracellular copper ion homeostasis; copper ion import
Cellular component (GO): trans-Golgi network; plasma membrane
Molecular function (GO): ATP hydrolysis activity; ATP binding; copper ion binding
Source: RefSeq, a predicted model, not a curated record